UUCUGGUUUCUGUCAUGGCUGCGCUCAUAGUGAGAGCUGUAAACAUGUGAAGACAACGAAUGGUGGUAACAUUUCAAGAUCAUCCGUCCAACCUGUGACCCUGUCGGAUACAAUGGCAGAAAAUUAGAGCAUAUAAAAUGAGUGAACAUUGUUGCAGUUUUGAAGAAUCACCUUGUGCCUUUGUGAUGAUAACAUGAGCAUGUAUAAAUCAGGUUUGGACAUGCUCAGGUGUGCUCUGAGAUCUACGUCACUUUGGAAGUGUGACUCUUUUAUAUGGACACAGACGUCUCUAUGUUAUAAAAGCCGAAGCUUUGCGGUGUCAUCUCAGUUGGGGAGAAAAAGCACACAAGGACACACUUUAAAACAAGCCCGCUAUUACUGUCAGAGUGGUGAAGAGGUUCAGAUUAAACAAACUGCUGCCUCUACAGAGACCAAUGAACUGCCAGAUAAAGCAGAAAAGGCUCCUUUCUACACACAUUUGCAGAACUGUUUGUGCCCCACUGAUGUGCUGGACAUGUUGAAGCAGUUCCCCGCAUCGCAGCAGCACCCCAGCAGCAUCUUCUCACGCAUGUGGGAGAGCUCAAAGAGGAUGACGGACGAGCAGCGGCGCUGUGAGCUGCAGCUGAUGUUUGAACACCCGGUGUUUGAGGAGGUCUGUGAACGGGCCAUGACUGACGCCUGGCGCAUGAGGAGCGAUGAUCUGGCUUACAGUCUGCUGGCUGUCGUCAACCUGGGAGUUCCACAAAACACACGUCUUGUGCAGACGCUGCUGCGUGUGAUGCAGGAGCGGCUGAAUCAGUUUGAUAUAAGGUCUCUUUCGGUGCUGGCUUCCUGUAUUCGGGAGAUGGAGAACAGUAGGAACGUUCAGGCCCUCACAGAGGCUUUGAGGUUGUUGCUGAAGGAUCGUAUUCCUGAGAUCCAGAGCAUGGUUGUCCUGCAGAGCAUGAUGCGCGCAGUGGGAAAAAACUCUCCGAUACUUCUGAAAAAACAGUUGGCGACAAAAGCUCUGUCAUUGGCAGAUGAGUUUAGCCCACCCAACACCCAGUAUAUGUUCUCCAGCCUGGCUGCUGUGGGCCUGAAUUUCAAACCUCUGCUGGAUGUCUGCAGCAAGAAGAUAGCUGAAAACGUGCAUGAAUUUCCCUUCGGUAGACUUCUGUCGGUACUGAAGUCCUGCAAUGAGCUUCGCUACAGGAACUACACCCUCUUCAGCUCGAUCUCGGAGUACGUGGCCAACACAUUUGAUAUGUGGUCCAACAAACAGGUGAUUCUUCUUCUAGUAACAUUUGAGAAUCUCUCGUUCAGACCUGUGGUCCUGUUGGAUGCAUUUGCAGAGAGAAUCAUCCAAAGAUCCAACAGUUUGACCCUGAAAGACCUUCUUUCUGUUUUAAAAAUCUUUUCGCUCCUUAAUCAUGACCUGAAAGAGAAAAAAACUGAGUUUCUGGCCAGUGUAACGAUGGUCUUGGAGUCCUACCUUCCAAAGAUGCCUCCCACCGACCUCCUGAAAGCCGUCUACUAUCUGGGAUUGCUGGAGCACUUCCCCCGAACCCCACUGGAGAAACUGCUACAGAAGGACACCCUGGACCAGCUACUACAGAAAGACAAACAGUCGGAUAAGAUUCAGAGGUGGCUGCACACAUUGGAUCUGUGUUUGCGACUGGAUAAACCUCAGCUGCCGCCCUCCCUGACCUCAGUGCCAGACCUCCACAUCACAGUUCCUGCUCAUGAGGUCAAAGUCAACCAGGAAGUGCUCAGUGCAGUCAGGAGCAUUGUGGGAACUGAUGCUGUUCAGGACAGUGUGCUGGAGCAGAGCAUUUAUUUCAUUGACUGUGUGAUUACUCUGCCUCAUCAAACAGAAGAAACCGGUGGCCUCGAGGCAGAGGAAUGUGCUCAAAGGAUUGCAGUGUUCUGCGUCCCACCCACUUCAUUCUGCUUUGGUACAACACAUCCUCGAGCCAGCUUGGCUAUCAAACUUCGCCAUCUUGAAAAACUUGGUUAUAAACCUGUUUUGGUUCCAGUCCUUGAGCUCAACUCUAAAACUGAGGAAGAAACGAUUGAGAUGCUACAGAAGCUCAUAUUUCCUGUACAGGAACCCACUGGAACACAGGAAAUACCGAACAACAGUCCAAAAGCAGAGUGAAUUUCAUAA
This is a messenger RNA of Sinocyclocheilus grahami, 2146 nucleotides long. Its product is annotated as FAST kinase domain-containing protein 2-like. Gene Ontology annotation, biological process: regulation of mitochondrial mRNA stability; mitochondrial RNA processing. The record is from RefSeq and is a predicted model, not a curated record. The transcript has 13 exons. Gene Ontology annotation, cellular component: mitochondrial matrix; ribonucleoprotein granule. Gene Ontology annotation, molecular function: RNA binding. Lineage: Eukaryota; Metazoa; Chordata; Actinopteri; Cypriniformes; Cyprinidae.